This is a messenger RNA of Penicillium odoratum, 4401 nucleotides long. RefSeq names its product multidrug resistance protein. The coding region runs from base 1 to 4401 and encodes 1466 amino acids. Gene Ontology annotation, biological process: transmembrane transport. Gene Ontology annotation, molecular function: ATP binding; ABC-type transporter activity; ATP hydrolysis activity. Gene Ontology annotation, cellular component: membrane. The transcript has 5 exons. The record is from RefSeq and is a predicted model, not a curated record. NCBI's taxonomy places the organism in Eukaryota, Fungi, Ascomycota, Eurotiomycetes, Eurotiales, Aspergillaceae.
AUGGACCCCCAACAAAACGCCUGUUUUCAAGCGGAUUCAUCAUUUGGGCCAGUCGUGUCAGGCUGUCGCGAUGACUUUGACUUUACUCUUGCCUUUGAGUUGUACUUCUUUCUCAUAGCGCCCGCGGCGUUGUUUCUGCUGAUUGCGCCAACUCGCCUUUAUUUGCUCUUUGCCCGAGACCGCUGUGUUGAUGGCCUCUGGCUCCGGAAUUUGAAGCUGGCGCUGACGAUCGGGUACGCCGCUUUGCAACUCACCCUCAUUGCCCUAUGGGCGGUAAAUCCAAUGCCUGCAUCUGCUGCGGGGAUUGCCGCCUCAUGUCUGUGCACCGGCGCAAGCAUGUUUCUUGCCCUGUUAUCGUCUCUUGAGCAUACUCGGACUCUUCGCCCGUCAUCCAUCGUCAAUGCGUAUUUACUAUCAACCUUUCUGGACGCAGUUGUGGUCCGCACCCUAUGGCUAGCUAGCUAUGUGACCGAGGACCUGCGCAACGUCUUCACAGCAGCAUUUACCCUCAAGGCUUGUCUCUUGAUUAUGGAGGCUGUGGAGAAGAGGCGUUUCUUCUGUGCAGAGCAGGAUCGGGCCCUUAGUCCUUAUGCGAGAAGCAGUAUCUACAACAGGGCAGUGUUUUGGUGGGUGAAUGAGCUGCUGCGACAAGGAGCGCGACAAACGAUAACACCCAAGGAUUUACAUCUAUUGGAAAGUUCUAUGGCCGUUGAAACCUUGGACCGGAGAAUCUGGGCUUCGUGGCAGAAAACGGAUCAAAAACAUCGUCGUCGACUGAUACACACGUUCAUUCGUGCGUUGCGUUGGGAUCUUCUCACUCCUUUAUUUCCGCGGUUGCUUCUGAUUGCCUUUACCGUUGGUCAGCCACUGUGUCUGAGACGAUUCCUUGAGUACCUGGAGGCGAGUCCAGAACAAAGUGCGAAUGUGGGAUAUGGCAUGAUAGGGGCAUACUUUCUCAUUUAUCUUGGCAUUGCGAUUUCUACUGGUUUUUAUUGGUCGUCAUGGUUUCGCUCAUUGGCUUUGAUCAGGAGUAUGCUGAUGACGGCUAUUUUUGAAAGAACACUCCAAUCACCGGCAUCCGUAGCAACCGACAAGGCAGCCGUGACAUUGAUGAGUACGGAAGUUGAUCGCAUCAUGAACGGUCUUCGCGAGAUUCACGAAUUAUGGGCCAACGCGCUACAGAUCAUCAUCGCCACAUACCUUCUCGAAACUGAACUUCAAUAUGCGUGCAUUGCGCCUGCUAUCACUGCCCUGGGCUCCUUCAUAGCCAUUACAUAUCUCUCGGAACAUACUAAGAAGUUCCAAAAACAAUGGAUGGGAAAAUUACAAUUACGUGUGGGUCGUGUCUCCGCAAUGUUGGAUUCCAUCAAAGGCAUCAAGAUCUCCGGUUUGACCGACCGAUUAUUUGCAACUAUUGCUGCUCUCCGACAAGAAGAGGUUGAUGCAUCAAAGAAGUUUCGGCUUUUGGGUGCUUUUACCUCAACAAUUGCAUUACUACCCCAGAUCCUAUCUCCCGUCCUGGCAUUUGCCAUUUACGCUGCUGUAACGCUUGGGGGUGGGCGUUCUAUGGACGUUUCACGUCUUUUUACUUCCUUGUCAAUAUUGUCUCUACUCUCGCAGCCCCUCUUUGCAUUUUUUGGGUCUAUUGUGAACUCUCGAUCGGCAAUCGGAUGCUUUGAGCGGAUCGAAGAUUAUCUUUGCCAACACAGCUUUUUUGAUGGUCGUAUCUGCUCUGGCGAUGCCGUGUCUGUCACCAAUUCGAUUGAAAAAGAUAGCUCCCUCUUACGGAAAACUGAAGUCACAGAGCUUGAUGUCGGCAAUCAGACUUUGCAGCCGGCUUCUGUCGCUCUAAUUCAGCUAGACAAAGUAUCGCUAGGAUGGUUCAAAGACAAAGAUCCCCUUUUGACCAAUAUCAACCUUUCCAUCAAGAGAGGUACUUCGAACUUCAUCGUUGGUCCAUCAGGUGCUGGCAAAACCACGCUGCUAUAUGCCUUAUUGGGCGAAUGCCCGAUAAUAAAUGGGACUAUCGCCACAACUGUGACGGACAUUGCAUGGUGUGAACAAACCCCCUGGUUGGUCAACCAGACUAUCCGAGAUAACAUUCUAUCCGGCUCCGCUUUGGAUGAGACCUUGCUUUCAACCAUCAUUCAUUGCUGCGAUCUCAAGCAAGACUUGGACAGUCUUCCUGCCGGCGAUCAAACAAGGAUUGGUAACAAAGGCACCGCACUCAGCGGUGGUCAGAAGCAAAGGAUCGCCUUGGCUCGUGCUAUCUACUCCCGAAAAGAAAUGGUUCUACUUGACGACCCCUUGAGUGGGCUGGAUGUCACCACAGAGAACAAUAUCAUCUGCCGCUGUUUCGGGAAGAAUGGACUAUUUUCGCGCUGGGGUACAACUGUUGUCAUGGCGACUCAUUCAUCUCGUCUGCUACCUUCAGCGGACCAAAUAUUCGUGUUGGACUCAAAGGGAAGCGUUAGCGAGUGCGGAACCUAUCAAGAACUCAUGGCAACCGAGGGAUAUCUCCACAAAACCCACGGCCACAAACUGUCUUCACUGCAACAGGAAUCAGCCACAGACUUCGACAAGCUUGGUCAGCCAACCGAAAAAUAUCAAGGGCAGAUGAACACAAGCAAAAAGCGAAUUUUGGUCACUCCAAAUAUUUACCACGAUACCCAAAAAACAGCAUCAAAACCACACACUGCAAAGGAAAAGAUCAUAAGCGAUUCCUCGGUUUAUCGCUUCUAUGUCAAGGCGAUCGGAAUAACCCCGCUGAUGACAUUUCUCGCGCUGGAAGCAGUAUGGGCGUUCCUUUCCGUUUUCCCUGUUCAGUGGCUCAAGUGGUGGGCAGAGGAUAGCACAUCUCACGGUAAUAAGGACCUUGGAGUGUACUUAGGUGUAUAUGCUGCUUUACAAGUAGCUGCACUUGCGUCCUCUGCACUUGCCACGUGGUUUGCAUUCAGCUUCAUGGCACGCAAGUCUGGUCUCUCGCUGCACAGUACUUUACUCAGAGCGACUCUAUCCGCUCCAUUGAGCCUCUUUGCAAAGCAAGACAGUGGUGAGAUCCUGACUCGAUUCUCUCAGGAUAUUCAAAUGGUUGAUAUGAGCCUCCCCUUACAAAUAUUGACUCUCACUCAAAAUCUCUUCACCUGUAUUGCACAGGCGGGAUUAAUUGGCUCUGGGGUUGGCUGGAUAGCAGUGAGCUAUCCUGCGCUCAUCGCAAACUGCAAAGCAAAUGAGGUUGUUGGAUUUUUUACACCUCUAGGCGGCUUGCCUACAAUCCGUGCUUUCAAAUGGCAGGCUCGCUUUCGAAAUACAAAUUAUGAUUUGGUGACUAACGCCCAGAAGCCGUGGUACUCACUACUCAUCAUUCAAAGGUGGCUCUUAUUGGUUCUUGACUUGGUCACAGCAGCCUUGACAGUCUUGAUUGUCGGCAUCGCUGUGAAAUUACGCUCGUCAACUGAGAUGGCCGGUGUUGCUGUUGCUCUUGUUCAAAUUAUUACCUUGUCGAAUUAUCUGAACCAGGUGGUCAACACUUACACCAUGCUUGAGACUACGCUGGGUGCGAUCGCGCGCAUCAAGAAAUUUGAAGAUGACGUCGUCGCGAUGCCCGGUAACACAAUCAGCGACCAUGGUAUCCAGCCACCCCCAAGCUGGCCUGACAAGGGGGAAGUCGUUCUGGAACAUGUUUCUGCAUCAUACGAGGAUACUGCAGAACAAUCGGACCGGCCAGCUCUGAAUGGUGUGACAAUCCACAUUCAACCUGGGCAGAAAAUUGGAUAUGUGGCCGAACGGGCAAUGGGGAGGAGCUCUACCGUACUUGCCUUGUUUCGUUUGUUGGAUUUGAACUCCGGUACGAUUUUAGUGGAUAGGCAGGAUCUGGCCACACUCAAUCAAGAGACCGUUCGCUCGCGGCUGAAUGGCCUCGGUCAAGAUCCCUACUUCCUCGCCGGUAGCGUGAGACUCAAUCUUGAUCCCUAUCAAGACCUGACGAAGGGUGAAGAUUCCAAUGAUGCGCGACUCAUUCAGGCACUCGAUACUAUGCAGUUGUGGUCAUUGAUUGAGCAGAAUGGAGGGCUGGACGUCGAAUUGAAAAAGGAGUCGCUAAGCCACGGUCAAAGGCAACUAUUCUGUAUCGCCAGGGCAUUACUCCGACCGGGCAAGAUUGUGAUUCUGGAUGAGAUUACUAGCAGUGUGGACCUUCAGAUGGACAAGCUGAUACAAGCUGUCAUCACCUCCGAGUUUGCGGACCGAACAAUCAUCGUGAUUGCACACCGCUUGAAUACGAUAGUGAACUGCGAUCGCGUGGCUGUCAUGGCCGAUGGUAAGUGCGUGGAAUUCGAUGACCCUAAGGUGCUUUUAGAAAAGAAGGAUUCUUUCUUCAGGGCCCUUCUGAAAUCCUCAUAG